Cuscuta europaea is the source of this 1793-nucleotide messenger RNA. The record is from the annotation of a GenBank genome assembly. Lineage: Eukaryota; Viridiplantae; Streptophyta; Magnoliopsida; Solanales; Convolvulaceae.
CGUACAUUAGUUUACCCAGAACUCCUACAUAUUUGCUCAAGGAUGUUUAGUUAGAAUACAAUGUCAAGUUCAUGAAUGUGAGAGAAGAGGGAGAUUGAUGAGAAACUGAGAAAGUAAUUGCUUGCACUCAAAUCCGAGGAAAAAGCGUGAAGGAUCUUAAUUAGAGUGGACUUGUGAUUUGUGAAUAAACCACUCUUCUAAUCUUGAUCAUCGACUUAAUUGAUCCAAUUAUGAGGGUUCCAACUUCCAAUUAAUCGUCUUGUUUGCCUUUCACCGAUUAACAAUCACAUGGUGUGACUAGCGGAGUGAAGAAGUGUUUGAUAGAUUAUUCUUUGCUCUUAGGCUCUUAGCAUUUACCCCCCUUCUCCGCGCACCCCAUUAGGUACUAGGCGCGCCAGUUUUUUUCCUUAGUUGGACUGUUUUGUCCUAAGGUUGCAGCGUCACUCCGGAAUGCUCGAUUAGUGGAUAUGUCUGCUCCUUUUUUUGCUCCUUGUUACUCGCAAAUUAUACCGUGGGAUCGGCCCACCAUGCGCAUGGUGUGCCAAUCCCAAAACGGUGUCGUUUUCCAUUAAAAAAAAUUAGGUUCGUUUUUCUGUUUUCAGUUGCAGCCGACUUCUUUCUUCCGCUUCCUUCUUCCGUUUUUAUUUCACUGAGCUUACGAACCUGAUUUGCCUUCAAAGGCUUCAAUGGAUUUCUCUCUAGAUGAUUCAGCUGUUGUGAAUUCAUUGAUUGAAUUCGGAGAUUCUAUUCCUUUUACUAUACAUGAUAACGUGAUUCCUUCAUCCGUUGACAAUAAUUUUGAAUGUGAUCAGCCGGUUCAUAUCGAGCACAUUGGUAAACAUUACAGUUUUUGAGUUUUGUGAAUUUAAUUUAUCUUAUUUAUGCUUGCAGUAUGCUGUAAUAUGUUUUGUUUUCUGUUUUAUCUUAUUGCUUUAGAAUUUGGAGUGUAGUAUUCAUAUUGGUUGAAUUUUGUUGUUUUCCUUUCAGGAGAAGAUGAAACUGGUUCAAUGGCUUCUAAAUUGUUACAUCUUCUUAGUAGAGAUACAUUUGCAACUAUUGACAAGGCAACCGAGAAUAAAUCACUUGUUGGAUUGUGUGUUAAAUCUGAAAAGGAUGCUUAUAAUCUUUACAAAAGUCAUGCUUUUGAAAAUGGAUUUGGUAUUCGAAGAUGCAAACAGAGGUUUAGGAGUGGCAAUGUAAGUUUGAUUAUGAAGUCUUACUGUUGUUGGAAAGAAGGGAAGAAACUACAAAAGGGCACUGAAAACAAAAUGUAUACGAAAUUAGAUUAUCGUUCAGGUUGUAAAGCAAAGCUGCAGUUUUCUAUUAGUGUUGAUGGUGAAUGGACUGUUUCAAAGCAUAUUACUGAUCACAACCAUUCUUUUUGUCCAAUUGGUCAAAGACACCUUCUCAAAUCACAUCGAGGUGUUGAUCAUGAGUAUCUUGAAUUUAUUAUGUUGAUGAAGGAGAGCGGGACAAAGGUUUCUGAUAUUCACCGUAUGCUUCAAAAACAGGCAGGUUGAACAAAGUGUAUGAAUGCAGUGACAAUAAAUGGUUAAAAAGGCUCUAUAGUCAUAAAGAAAAGUGGUGUCCUGCAUUUUCAAAGGAUUAUUUCUCUGGCGGCGUUCUAUCCUCCCAAAGAAGUGAAUCUACAAAUAGAUCCAUAUCUAGAAGACUCUCAAAAACUGCAACAUUGUGUGACUUUUACAAAAUGUUUGGUGAUGUUGUUGAUGAGUGGAGGUCAGAGGAAAAUGGUCAAGAUUUCAGAUGUUCAGAAGGCACCGUUGAGAUGGUAC